AUCUUGAAGUCCUUUUUCAAAUUAUUAACCCAGAUCCAUAUUCGCGAUACAAUCCCCCAAUAUUGAAUAUGUCAGAAACCCUCACUUUUAAAAGACUUGUUUACACAAAUGGCUCUCCAAUGAAAUUGGAAGAGAAAACUUUUUCCUUACCUGAAGAUCUUGCUUCAGAUGAACUUAUUGUUAAGGUCAACUCUGCUGCUUUGAAUCCAGUUGACUUGAUUCUCUUCCAUACUUCCAGCUACAUGUUUUUCAAGAGAGGUGAAAAAGGUAUUGGUAGAGAUUUCUCAGGUACAGUUGUUGCCGCUGGUGGUGAAGUUAAAGAAUAUGUUAAAGGAGAUAAAGUUUCUGGUUUAUAUACACCUAUUUACGGCGAGCAAGGUACUGUUACUGAAUACUUAAAAUUGAAGCCAAAAGACACUCCAAUGGGCAAAAUUCCGUCAAAUCUCAGUUUGAAAGAAGCUUCCACUUUCCCAUUAGUCUUUGCAACUGCUGUUAAUACCCUAAGAAAAUUUGUUGUUCCGGAUGAAACUUCAAGAGUCUUGGUCAUUGGUGGGGCAACUUCAGUUGCACAAUAUGUUAUUCAACUACUAAGACAACAUCAUAAUGCUAAAAGCAUCGUUAGUGUCAAUUCUGGUUCAUCUGCUGAAUUUGUCAAAUCUUUGGGUGCUGAUCACAUCAUUGAUUACACCAAAGAGGACGUUGCUAAAGCAGCUUCAAACAUUGUUAAAACCGAGUACGAUGGAGCAAAAUUUGACUUAAUUAUUGAUUGUGUUGGAAGCAAUGAUUUAUUCCCUGUUAUCGAUGAGAUUUUGAAACCAAAAAGUGAAAAAGCUGGUUACGUUACCAUCGUUGGUGAUCAAAUUGCAGACUAUAACAAAUCCAUGUUCAGCUUCUUUACCAGUGGUACUUUUGCAAAAUUUAUUCCAGCUUUGAGAAACUACAAUUAUGGAUUUGUAAGUACAGCUGAUGAUUUUUAUCCACUAGCUAAGAAAUUGUUUGAAGAAGGUAAAUUGCAAACAACCAUUGAUUCUUCAUACCCAUUGCAAGAUUACCAAAAGGCUUUUGAUAGACUAGCUACCCAUAAAGCCAGAGGUAAAACGGUUAUUGAAAUUGAGCAAUAGACAAUAAAC
This is a messenger RNA of Hansenula anomala, 1130 nucleotides long. RefSeq lists its product as uncharacterized. Gene Ontology annotation, cellular component: mitochondrion. The coding region runs from base 69 to 1121 and encodes 350 amino acids. NCBI's taxonomy places the organism in Eukaryota, Fungi, Ascomycota, Saccharomycetes, Phaffomycetales, Wickerhamomycetaceae. The transcript has a single exon. The record is from RefSeq and is a predicted model, not a curated record. Gene Ontology annotation, molecular function: oxidoreductase activity.